This is a messenger RNA of Pelagomonas calceolata, 1641 nucleotides long. NCBI's taxonomy places the organism in Eukaryota, Pelagophyceae, Pelagomonadales, Pelagomonadaceae. The record is from the annotation of a GenBank genome assembly.
GCUCAGCGCCGGUGGCUUUUAGGCCUUUUCGCGCGCCCUGGCCUCGCCGACGGGCGCGGGACAGGCGCUGGGACAGCCUGAGAACCGGAGGAGGACCGGGCAGGACCGGGGGGCAGCACAGACCAGCCCAGAGAGAUGGACCAGAUCGAGGAGCGCGCGCCCCCCAAGCCACAGACCAGCCGCUGGAAGGAGAUCACGGCGCGCAACACGGCCCAAUAUAAAGCGAGGCGGGCUCCGCUCCACAAGCGCGCGUUCAAGGGCCUGCAGCCCGACCCGCGGCGCACGUCCGGCGUCGACGCGCGGUACUCGCGCACCGCGGCGCACGGCGGCCGGCGCGCGCACGGCGGUACGAGGCGCAAUCUCCUGCGGUGGGGCUCGGCGCUGCUGCGGGGCAUCGCCGACGACGACGCGGAACAGGUUCUCGACGCGCUCGCCAUGCCGUCCGCGAACGUCCACUGCCGAGUGACGGGCGGCGCCUUCGGCGCGCCCUUCGACUACGCGGGAGACGCGCUCGUGAGCGUCCAGCGCAUCCAGCGCGAGGUCGACAAGUCGCAGAAGCUCGCGCACGACCUCGCGGACAAGCUGCCGCGCUACUACUCGGCGCAGGAGUGGGCGAACAUCGAGGCGAGUCUCAGGGAGAUCUCGACGUACUUCCCGCCCACGUCUGCGAUCUUCGAGGUGUGCCGCGUCGGCGACUCCGCCUUACAUUUAGCGGUGCGGCACGGCGCGUUCGGCGCGGCGAAGAUCCUGCUGAGCCGCGGCUGCGACCCCAUCGCGGAGAACGACGAGGGCCACACCGUCGCCUAUUUGUUGGGGGAGCGGUUCAAGGUCUUCGAGGAGAUGUUGCGACAGGCGGACUCGCACGCGGACGCCGCGGCGCGGCGCGACGCGCGGCGCAAGGUCGACAACGCCCGCGACGACAUCCGGGCCGUCGCGAACGCGGUCAUCGACCGCCUCGAGGAGCGCGACGAGGCCGUCAUGGCGCCGCUGGCGUUCAAGAAGUGGCAGCUCCAGAUCGAGGGCGAGGAUUUGGAUCGCAAGGACCAGGCGACGCUGGACCAGCGCGCCAAGCUGCAGCAGGAGCUCGAGGUCGCCCACGACAUCGCUCACAAAACGAAGGCGGACGCGCGGUCGCGCCGCGCGUCCAAGGCCACGUCGGCGCGAGCUCUGUUCCGGAGCCGCGACGAGCGCAAGGCGACGCUGCGCCAGCGCGCCACCUCCAGCGCCGGCGCGCCGGCGCGGCACUACGAGACGGCGUACUCGUCCGCGCGCGACUUCGAGCCGGGCGAGCGCCGGAGCCGCGGCUCCGUCUCCUUCUCCGUCGGCCACUACUACCAGAACGCGCCGUCGGCCUUCGAGCGCGGCGAGGCGCGGCGCCGCGCGGGCCCGCCGUCGCUGUCCGACGUCUCCGAGGGCUUCUUCGACGACAUCGACGUGAACGACUGGCUCAUGGACCUCGACCACGCGGCGGUGCUGGUCCAGGCGAACUGGCGCGCGAUCGCCUGCCGCCAGGCGCUGCUGCGCGCCGUGCGCCACGCGUCCGCGGCGGCGAUCCAGACGCGGUACCGCGAGCACCGCCGGGCGAUGCGGCUCUGGGACGCGGCGCUCGGGCGGCGGAAGCGGGGCUACUACUAAUGAGGU